This is a messenger RNA of Stegodyphus dumicola, 4181 nucleotides long. RefSeq names its product carbohydrate sulfotransferase 1-like. The record is from RefSeq and is a predicted model, not a curated record. Gene Ontology annotation, molecular function: N-acetylglucosamine 6-O-sulfotransferase activity. Gene Ontology annotation, biological process: sulfur compound metabolic process; N-acetylglucosamine metabolic process. NCBI's taxonomy places the organism in Eukaryota, Metazoa, Arthropoda, Arachnida, Araneae, Eresidae.
GGAGCACGUGGAUAUCAGCUGCUGACGUAAAAUGACCAGCGAUAGCCUGCGCCGGUCGAGCUGCGUUCCAGUUGCCGGACAUUCUUAUCGCUGGAGGCGCUUCCUUCCUUGGGUCGCUUUUUUCCUCGUUAUUAUCACCGUCCAGUUCUACGCUAUUGCGGUCAAAGAUUUCGGAUUCCUAAACACUUUGCAAAGUCUAACAACUAAUAAACAUCGCAAGACUGUUGGUUCUGGUCCACUUCAUGUGCUGCUCAUAGCCUAUGCCAGAACAGGAUCAUCAUUUCUCGGUGACCUCCUUCAAAGCCUACCUGGCACUUUCUACUAUUUUGAGCCUUUACAUUUCCUCAGCAAUCCCGUCCUUAAUAGUAGCUUCCAUGAAGCAAGAAGUUUGCUAGAUAAGAUCUUCCAUUGCAACGUUUCUAAGAUACAAGGUUUCCUCAUCUGGCAAAAGAGGCAUGACAAAUACAUGAAGCUUAAGAGGAGUUUUGAAUACUGGAAAGCAUGCUCGAAAUUCAAGACUUGUUACAAUGGCUCCUACAUAGAUGCUUAUUGCAGAAACCAUACUACUUUGAUAGCCAAAACUAUUAGACUAAAUCUCAAAGAAGCCUCUAAAUUAUUCGAUACCCAUCCAGAACUUAAUUUGAAAAUAAUCUAUUUGACUAGAGAUCCCAGAGGAACACUGAAUUCCCGAAUGAAAUUUCCUGUAGCUGCUUGGUGCAACAAAGAUCCUAUGUGUUCCAGUCCAAAACAUUUUUGUUUGAGCUUAAAUGAAGAUCUGGAUACCAUCUGCUCUUUAUCAUCUAAACGUCCAGAUGACUUCGCUGUCGUACGUUACGAAGAUUUAGCCAUGGACCCAUUUGGUGUUGCCAAUCAUCUAGUAAAAUUCCUUGGACUUCCUUCCAUGCCCAUUGAAAUGGAAGUUUUCCUCAACACCCACACAUCAGUCACAGGAAAUGUUAAGGAAAUAUCUCAGGCACAGGGCGUUGAAUAUCCUUAUUCUACAUUCCGAAAUUCAUCCAUAACUGCCAUGUCCUGGAGAAAGGAAAUGGAGUUUCAGCACCUGACUGAACUCCAGAACAUUUGCCAACGUGUGCUGACCGGUUUGGGAUACUAUUCCUACUCCAAUCUUGCAGCUUUGAGAUCGAAUGUAAAUUUUGAUAUUGAUCUACCAACUUCCCUCAGCACUGUUUGUAACUUGAGGUAAAAUAUUUUGUACACAGAAUCUUAUGGAACGUUAGAAACAUUAGUACAUAAUAUAAAAAGUGUUAUGCGCUAACGUUUCGAACUAUUUUGUACAGACGUAUAUAAAAGAUGACAAUUCAUAUUCCAACUGACUGAAAAAUAGUUUAUUGAAUCUGAAGGUACCACAAAGUACGGCAGAAAUCCCGUGUAUUAAAGAGAAAAUUCACACUAUAGACAUGUUGGUUAGAGUAGGCUGCAAUUUCAUUAAGAUCUAUUCUUAGAAUUUUUUCACAGAUAGAAAAUUACUUCCGAACUCUGUGUAUUUCUAAGGAUAUUUUUGCUAAUAAACUUGUAAACUGAAACUUUCCCUACAGUGAAACACCGUUUAUAUGUUUGUUACGUAUACGUCUUUUACAUUUAUACGUCAUUUUAUUUAUAUGAAGUUCCAUACAGUGAUUCAGACAGAUAACUGGUAUUUUCUGACUAGACAGAUUCCGAUACAGUUGAUUGGUAGGAAGAUCGCUUGGAAAUAAAUUAAAUGAAUGUAGUGAAGCUCGCGGACCAGCCAGAUUUAUUCACAGGACAUAGUAAUACAUUUUUAUGCUAUAUAAUGAACACAUUUUAAUAGGAUUGUUAUUUGCUCUUUGAAAUCUUAACACUUUGCUUAAGAAUCAAAAUCAAAAGGCACAUCAAAAAACAGUUGUUGAUGUUUUAGGUUAUUAAAAAGUUAAGAUUUCCUUCAUUUUCAAAUCUAUCUGAAAAAAAAAGUAUUAUUUUUUUCAAAUGAAUAAUCGAAAUAAAGUUAUGAAAAUUUUCCUUUUUAUAUCAAAUAUUAUGCAUUUUAAUUCUUGUGAGUUGAAAAAUGAAAUAUUUUUUAUCAAGGCAGUAAUUUGAACAACUUAAAAAGAUAAUGACAAAAUUAAAUGUGUAAUACAGUUGGUACAAUAACAAUCAAAUGUUAAAGGUAAAAUGCACUUAAACUGAAAUUUUGAUUGCAUCAUUCUCGUUUAUACCUUUUGUGUGUUUAUUUAACAGGCAAAUAAACGGCGCUUCACUGAAAUGAGUUAUAUAUUUUUCUAAAAACAAAUAUUUUAUUAAUUUUAAAUGUUUGAAUUAGAACUCCCAUUAUUAAAACAAGCAUUUCAUAUAUAAAAAAAAUUUUUAAGUUUCUUUGGAUGUUUAUUGAUUUUGAUGCACUGUUACACAAACUGAAAAACUUUAUCAAAUCUACCCAGAAUCUAGUCAUCUUAUUUUCUUUUCCCAAUGAUCCAAACACACGUCGAUUUGAUACUCUACUUGUUGCUUUCAUAUUCUUCACUUUGUUGUAAAGGUUUCGUAUUAGAUAUAAAUGCAGUAUGUUUGGAACUACUUUCCUCUAUCCCAAAAAUGUGUUUCGCAUUGAUCAGUGAUUUCAAAUGGGUCUGAUCCAACUCGACAUUCCAAAUCUUCCUGAAGAACACCAUGGAACUAAAAUAAAGAAAGGCACAAUGCAGAGAAGCAAAUUUUUCGAAAUUGGUCUCGUUAAAUCAUUCCAGAAUUCAUUUUAAUUUCUAAAUGUUAAAAUGGUCAUGCUGGUACGCAAAAUAAACUUCAUUAAAUGUAUGUUAUGUUGCUUCAGGCUGAAAUACUAUGAUUAGAUAACCAGUAUUUUAUAACCUUAUAUUUCCUGUGCCUAGGAUUAAAAACGUAAACCUCAAGUAAUGUCAAAACUCUACAGCAUGUUAGCCGAUCUAGCAAGCUAAUUAUUCGAACAAUGCAUUGGAACAUGUAGCUCUGUCGGCAUCUUCCAGAUUUCCGAUUCUUCCAUCAGCAACUUUCAUCGGAUUCCUGUAUAGUAAAUGUGAUUCACUAUUCUAGAAGUAUUCUUGUUAUUCAUGUUUUCUGAAUCCGGGCUUUAGCUCCCCAAAAUAAAUUUUAGAACUAAUAAAUAAUUGGUUAUUUAUGCUUGCAUAUAGUUUUUCUGUUUUUAAAAUCUAUUUCCUGCAUUUCUCUACAAGAGUAGUCGGUUACUCUAUUUUUAACCUUUUCAAUGAGCUUUGUUAUAGGAAACAAAAGAUCAGCGCUUAAGGCCACAGAUUUAAAUGAGAAACGCUGUCGUUCCUUAUCUUCUCAUAACUUUCUUCUGUCUCUUAUAAAUGCCAGAAAAAUGGGAUCUGAGGGUCUUCGAAAUUAUGGUGUGCCCAAAGCCGCAAACUUGCUUAACCGUGAGCUAUAUUAUUAUCCAUCUUUCAAUAUUCUAUAUCUUCUUCCUAUUUCGGCUAUGUAGUCACUCGGGAUUGUUGCUGUGAUGUCUAGCUCAUGUAUUAAAUUCUCAUGUCAGAGUGGUAAUCACAGCAGGUGGAAAUCAGUACUAAAUUGCCAUAUCAGUUAGCUGUUAUGACCACCCCAUGCUGAAAAUCAUAAACUUAAAUCAUUAGUGAUAGUUUGAAAGUUUCCGAGCAUUGUUUUGCAUCUAUAAGAAUUCUCAGCAUAUGGUAUUCGUGCAGACAAUUUUGCUUAAAAGAUUUCUUGAGAAACUUUCGAUUGGGUACUCUGUAUCCAAGCGGAAAUUGAAAAUACGGUUAUAAAUUUCUCUCCCAGUUACGAUCAAAGAAUGUGAUAAAGAAAGACUAUUACUUGCUUCAUUUCUGCAAAACUGUAAUAAUAUAACAGCAUAUUCAUUAGGUGGCAAUAAUUCAAUUCAUUUAGGUCAUUGUUUGAAGACACGUGAAAUGCACAAAAUCGGUUUUAUUCUAUGAGUUUAAAACCUAAUCCAUGAGUCAAAUGAAUAUGGCUGAAAACAUCACAAUCAUAUUUCAUUUUGAUUUAAGAAAGUUCCAACUAAACAAAUAUAGAGCAUUUAGAAAAAGGCCUUUUUUUAUUCUGAAAUUAUUAUAGGGAAUAUUUUUCCAGCUUUUGUACAUUGCUUCUUGACUCGUGAUAAGCUGCGUAUUUAGAUGACAAAUGAUGUUUAAAAGAAGUGCCUCUGUAAAUCCUGAAUAAAAUUUUUAUUAAGUAUA